Messenger RNA from Aphanomyces invadans, 987 nucleotides. RefSeq lists its product as hypothetical. The record is from RefSeq and is a predicted model, not a curated record. NCBI's taxonomy places the organism in Eukaryota, Oomycota, Saprolegniomycetes, Saprolegniales, Verrucalvaceae. Bases 55 to 714 code for a protein of 219 amino acids. The transcript has a single exon.
GCACUGGCUGGCAAGCAUAAAUAUAUCGAUAUGAAUUAAAACACGCGAGAGCCAAUGUUGCUGGUCACUUCGUCGUCGCUGGAGGUCGGGGUCGAGUACUUGCGACUGCUUUCCAUGCGCGCUUUGACGACAGCUAUGCGGCGCUGCAGAGGCGUCAAAUCGACGUCCCCGCCACGCUCCGCCAGGGAGUACUCCGUGUGGCUCGAAGACUGCCUGAUACUUUGGAUCUUGUUGCGUAUCGAUGCUUCGUCCACUGCAUGCACGCGCGCUGGCGGCGGCAUGACGCCACCGCCUCGAAUUGCCCGAGGAAGCGCCAGCAGCACGUCCGUGUGCCCGAACGCAGCGGCCAGUGCACGGAUGUUUUCGCCCUUGGCGUUCGUGUGGCUAACGCUAGCCCCCGCGGCCAAGAGAGCGUCAACGACCAUAGCAUGGCCGUGGAUUGACGCCAUGCCGAGCGGCGAGUUGCCAUCGCGAGUACGUCCAGCGUUGGCAUCCACUCCUUGGUCGAGAAGGUACUGCACCACUUCGAUGUGCCCGCCAACGGAAGCAACAAGGAGCGGUGUGACAACGUUAAACUCGAAUCCCUCUGGGGGAGACGACGAGGCGGGUGCCGGGAUACGAUCCUCAACUUCGGUGACGUCCAAGUUUGUGAGUCGACACAUCGUGCGGAUAAUGUCAAGGUUGGCUCCCUGGACGGCAGAAUUGACGAACUGAUGGCGAAGGCCAUGGUGUGUCGACAAUAAGCGGUCGGCGAUGGCGGACCAGUUGGCGAUGACGACGCGAUCAAACACGGCAAAGUCUCCAGUCACGCACACGUUGGUCACGAUGGCUUCCACGUCCGCGGACGGGGCUGUGGUGAUGCUGAUCUCAAGGAUGCGGACCGCUUCUUCGUCCCCGCGCGCAGCAGCGAUCGCGAGGUCGCUCGACGACCUUGCACGACGAUCGGGGGCACUUGGCAUGGUUGGAUGACUUGUGUCAAAAGACCGC